This is a messenger RNA of Cucumis melo (muskmelon), 1908 nucleotides long. RefSeq names its product protein disulfide isomerase-like 1-4. Bases 39 to 1787 code for a protein of 582 amino acids. Gene Ontology annotation, biological process: protein folding; response to endoplasmic reticulum stress. Lineage: Eukaryota; Viridiplantae; Streptophyta; Magnoliopsida; Cucurbitales; Cucurbitaceae. Gene Ontology annotation, cellular component: endoplasmic reticulum. The record is from RefSeq and is a predicted model, not a curated record. The transcript is spliced from 12 exons. Gene Ontology annotation, molecular function: protein disulfide isomerase activity.
CCACCAGAUCUGAUUCGGAUCCGAAAUUAUUCUUCACAAUGGCUACUCGAACUCUUCUUCUUCUUGCCAUGGCUGCUCUUCUUCUCUUCUCCAACUCCGUUCUUUGUAAAGAUGUUUCUCCUUCCAAAGAUCCUCUCUCCAAGCCUACCGACGACGAUGACGAAGAUCUCAGCUUCCUCGAGGAGCCGGAUGAGGCUCAUGGUCAUCACAAUCUCCCUGAUUUUGAUAAUUUUGAAGGUGGAGCCGAGGAUGAAGAUUUUGGAGAUUUCUCCGAUUUUGAAGACGCAGAAGGGGAUGGAGACGAGUACAAGGCACCGGUGGUGGAUGAAAAGGACGUUGUUGUCUUGAAGGAAGGUAACUUCAGCGAUUUCAUCAAGAAUAAUCGGUUUGUUAUGGUGGAGUUUUAUGCUCCAUGGUGUGGUCAUUGCCAAGCGUUGGCUCCUGAAUACGCGGCUGCGGCUACUGAAUUGAAGGCGGAGAAUGUGGCUUUGGCGAAGGUUGAUGCGACGGAGGAGAAUGAAUUGGCGCAGCAGUACGAUGUUCAAGGAUUUCCUACCGUUUAUUUUUUCUCUGAUGGAGUCCACAAGGCUUAUCCUGGACAGAGGACAAAGGAUGCUAUAGUAUCAUGGAUCAAGAAGAAGACCGGACCUGGUAUUUACAACAUAACUUCGGUUGAAGAUGCUGAACGCAUUCUGACUUCGGAAUCUAAGGUUGCUGUUGGUUACCUGAACUCCUUGGUGGGCUCUGAGAGUGAUGAGCUUGCUGCUGCUUCCAGACUGGAAGAUGAUGUCAACUUUUACCAAACGGUGGAUCCUGAAGUCGCAAAGCUUUUCCACAUUGAAGCUUCGGCGAAACGCCCUGCCUUGGUAUUGCUUAAAAAGGAGGCUGAAAAACUGAGCCGCUUUGAUGGCGAGUUUUCCAAGUCUGCAAUUGUUGAAUUUGUAUUUGCCAAUAAGCUUCCUUUAGUUACAACGUUUACCAAAGAAAGUGCACCAUUGAUUUUUGAAAGUUCAAUUAAGAAACAGUUAAUUCUAUUUGCAAUUUCAAAUGAUACAGAGAGGCUCAUUCCCAUAUUUGAAGAGGCAGCCAAGUCUUUUAAAGGAAAGCUUAUUUUCGUUUAUGUGGAGAUUGAUAAUGAGGAGGUUGGAAAGCCAGUAUCAGAAUAUUUUGGCAUUAAUGGCAAUGGUCCAGAGGUUCUUGGAUACACUGGAAAUGAGGACAGCAAGAAAUUCGUGCUUGAUAAGGAAGUUACCUUGGAAAAUAUUAAGGCUUUUGCAGAAAAUUUUUUGGAAGACAAGCUAAAACCAUUCUAUAAGUCAGAUCCCAUUCCCGAGACUAAUGACGGUGACGUGAAAAUAGUGGUUGGAGACAACUUUGAUGAAAUUGUUUUAGAUGAAUCGAAGGAUGUUCUCCUUGAGAUUUAUGCUCCUUGGUGUGGGCAUUGCCAAGCACUGGAACCAACUUACAACAAGCUUGCGAAACAUCUACGUGGCAUCGAUUCACUCGUCAUUGCUAAGAUGGACGGCACAACAAAUGAACAUCCCCGGGCGAAGUCGGAUGGAUUCCCAACAAUUCUAUUCUUCCCUGCUGGAAAUAAGAGCUUUGAUCCUAUCACGGUCGAUACUGAUCGGACAGUUGUAGCAUUUUACAAAUUCCUAAAGAAAAAUGCAUCAAUCCCUUUUAAGCUACAGAAGCCAGUUUCAAGUCCAAAAGCUGAAAGUUCUGAAGACAAAUCUAGUGAUGCAGAAGAGAGCACAAAGAGCACUGACUUAAAGGAUGAAUUGUGAAGACGUAUUAUAGUUUUGUAAGUUAUAUGCAUCUCUUAUUUCCCUCUUUUUAUUGCUUUGCAGAUAAUGUAGACGAUAAAUACGAGAGACUAGAAAUUAAAAGAAAACCUUUUUUUCCCUA